GAAUUCCAUGGGGCUGCCCCGCUGAUGGCAUGGGGGGGCUCUGCCUGCUCUUGGUGGCUCUUUCUGCCGCGGCACCUGCACAAGUCCCCACAGAAACGACAGAAUCGCCCAACACUCCGGCAGGGAACACCUCGGUGACUCCAGGUCCCAGAGUGCUGCGGCUGGUGGGCGGCCGGAGCCGCUGCGAGGGCCGUGUGGAGCUGGAGCAGGAGGGGACAUGGGGGACGGUGUGUGACGACGGCUGGGACAUUUCUGAUGCCGACGUCGUGUGCCGCCAGCUGCGGUGCGGCCGCGCCGUGAGAGCCCCCGGCAACGCCGCCUUCGGCCGCGGGCGCGGCCCCAUCCUCCGGGAUGAGGUGCAAUGCCAAGGACACGAGCGGGACCUCUGGGAAUGCCCGGCCAUGCUGGAGCACGACUGCAGCCACAAGGAGGACGCCGGUGUGGUUUGCUCAGAGCACCAGGAGUGGCGGCUCUCCGGAGGCCGGGAUGGGUGUGCCGGCAGGGUGGAGGUGUUUUUCCGAGGCACUUGGAGCACGGUGUGUUACAGCACCUGGUACGACACGGAGGCCAUGGUGCUGUGCCGGACGCUGGGAUGCGGGGAUGUGCUCCAGCGGCCGGCCUUCACACACACGCUCCCCGGGAAGAUGACGUACAUGUGCGGGAGCCUGCAGCCCUCGCUGGCACAGUGCCACUGGACCUUCAACAAAUCCGCUCCCUGUUACCAAUCCGGGGCUGCUGGGGUCAUUUGCAACGGCUCCCAGGGUUUGGAGACGCCAACGCCCACAGUGGCUGAGGUGACGCCCAGGAAUGUCAGUGUCCUGCAGGCCGAGGAGGGGACCCCGACCUUGGGGACACCACCAGUGGACAGUCCCCUCUUUGUCCUGUGCCUGGUGCUGGCCGCGCUGCUCCUGCUCUCCGUGCUGGCCUUUUCCGCUGCCCUGCUGAGGCUGAGGAAGAGGAGUGCCAUGUCCUCCUUGGGAAUACCCAUGCCAGUCCUGGUGACCCACAGCUCCCAGAGCCCCAACGCACCCUCCAGGAUCCCCAACGACUACAGGGAGACUCCCACCAGCCUUCCCAAAGGAUCAGACGGUCUGGUCAAAGCCAUUUCCAAGGAUUCUGAUUCUGACUCGGAAUAUUAUGAGUUCAGCAGCAAGCCUCCCAUCGCCCUGUCCACCUUCUACAACUCCCUGCGCCGGCAUCCCAGGGAGGAUCUUCUCCCUCCGAGACCCAGCCAGGACAGGAUGGAGCCAUUUCCUGAGGAUGAGCCGGCCAGGCCGGGCCCCCCACUCCGCAGCUCCUCCAGCUCAUCCUCAUCCAUGGAGCCCUAUUGGAAUGGCAGCAUUCCCCCCCCUGCCAAUGGCUAUGGCACAGCUCCCCCGGCAGUGCCCACCCCAGCGCCCUCCCAGCCCUGGGCACCUGCAGCUCCGGCAGAUCCCGAUCCCGACGGCAGCUCCAGCACCUCCUCGGGCGAGUGGUACGAGAACGUGCAGGAGAGGGAGCCCCCUGGAGAUCCCUCCUCACAUCCAGCCUGGUCAGAUCCAUCCUAUCCUUCGCGGGAACAUGGGGAGGAUCCCGACUUUUCCGAGGGCAGCGACUACGACGACAUCCAGGACUCUGCCUACUGAGCCUGUCCCACCACUCCAGAGGCCAAAUCUCCUGGAAUUCUCUGGCUUUCUCCUCCAGAAUUCUCCAGCCAUUUCCUCUG
This is a messenger RNA of Agelaius phoeniceus (red-winged blackbird), 1705 nucleotides long. It is a transcript of the gene CD6, whose product is annotated as CD6 molecule. Gene Ontology annotation, cellular component: plasma membrane. Gene Ontology annotation, biological process: zymogen activation. Gene Ontology annotation, molecular function: serine-type endopeptidase activity. The record is from RefSeq and is a predicted model, not a curated record. NCBI's taxonomy places the organism in Eukaryota, Metazoa, Chordata, Aves, Passeriformes, Icteridae.